AGCACGAGGCGCGCGGGUCGCCAAGAAAGGCUCGUGCCAAAAUAUUGUGUUCGAUGUCCUUUGUCGAGCGACAGAGGUUUUUCUAAAUUUGGGUCCACACUUUUGCACCCUUAAGGGCGGCCAAGCGGAAUUGCACUGUCGCAGUUUGAUCAGCCGGGCGUCCGACGGUCGUUUCGGCCAGUGUCAAGUGCAAACUUUCGCUUUUCAGCUCGGCAAUUGAUCAUGUCCAGGUGCCAGCCAUGACGACCUACAAGACAAACUCGACUCAAUUUUAUUAACUACGAGGAUUGAUAAAUAAAUCUUAAAAUUUUCCUCUUCCAUCCGAACAGAAAAUAGCAAAUAUGGCAAAAGAUGACUGUGUGGACGACUUGCUGCCAGACAAAGAUGCUGCAAAGGAGUUUUAUGCAAAGUAUGAACCAAAGGAAAUCCUUGGCAGGGGCGUGAGUUCGACCGUCAGGAGGUGCAUCGAAAAAGAGACUGGCCGCGAAUAUGCAGCGAAAAUCAUCGACCUCAGUUCGGACGCUGAGAACUUGUCCAUGCACGAGUCGACCAUUCAGGAAAUCCACAUCCUGCGAAUAGUGGCCGGACACCCUUUCAUCAUUGAGCUCCACGACGUCUUUGAAUCAAACACAUUCAUCUUCCUUGUUUUCGAGCUGUGCAGAAAUGGCGAGCUCUUCGAUCACUUGACCAAUGUGGUCACUCUUUCCGAGAAGAAAACAAGAUACAUCAUGAAACAGGUUUUCGAGGCCAUCGAACACGUCCAUGACAAAGGCAUUGUUCACCGAGACAUCAAACCCGAAAACAUUCUCCUCGAUGAGAAUUUGAAUGUGAAGCUCACGGACUUUGGUUUCGCCAGAGUUUUGAAAGAUAAUGAAAAACUCUUUGAGUUGUGUGGGACGCCAGGCUACUUAGCCCCUGAAGUUUUAAAGUGCAACAUGUUCGAGGAUUAUACAGUCGGUUACGGUCAAGAGGUUGACGUAUGGGCUUGUGGAGUUGUGAUGUACACUUUGCUAGUGGGGUGCCCUCCUUUUUGGCACAGAAAGCAAAUGGUGAUGCUCCGGAAUAUAAUGGAAGGCAAAUACUCUCUCAGUACCCCGGAGUGGGAGGACAUAACAGAUGCGCCAAAAGACUUGAUUCGAAAGCUCCUCGUUGUUGAUCCGAGUAAAAGACUUACAAUUACAGAAGCCUUAGCACAUCCCUUUUUCCAAAUCAUGCAAUGGGACACAAACUUGUCUGAACUCAAAAAAUCAUUCAAUCAUGUGCCCACCAGUUUGAGUGAGAGGCAUUACCAAAGUAAGAAGUUUGAGGCCAAAAAGUUGUUCCAAUUUGGAAUUUUGUGUGUGAGAGCUGUGGUCCGCAUCAAAAGAUUAAAAUACACCCCGGAGCCUCUUUCAAUUUCUGUGGCACAGGACGACCCCUACAGAAUCAAAUCUCUCAGAAAGGUGAUUGACGCAUGUGCAUUCAGGGUUUACGGACAUUGGGUCAAGAAGGGCGAAGGUCAAAACCGAGCUGCGCUCUUUGAGAAUUUCCCGAAGAGAGAAGCCAAGCAACUUUAUCUCCAAGCAUUUUCGUAUGAAUCCAACAACCAAUGACUUGAUUAGUGGCCACAAACAAUUACUGCUGUGUGAAUGAUGCGAUAUCUUUUUUAGUGUCACAAUAUUUUAUUUUUUACUUUGUUUGGAUAGUUUCUUGAACCUUAUUGUUUUAAUUAUUAUUUAUAAUUUUGUUGAGCAACGCUUGUUGUUGUGAGUGUUUUUCAUUACCUUCUCCACAAUAACUAUAUCAGAAAGACUUCAUAGAUUUUUUUCACUAGCCCUUGUGAUGUCUUUAGAAGAAUUGGACAUGUGGAUUAUUUAUUUUGUAAGUUGUUGCAUUAUAGCCUUACUAAACAUAAAUAUUUCUGUGAAAUAGAUAAUAUAUGCAUUGUUUUUGUCAUGCUAUACUGUUGGCGUGUAAUUAUCACAAAUAUAUGAUGCUGUAAUCACUACACUUUGUAAAUUAAGCAGCACAACACAAAUGUUCUAUUUCAAAACAUGUGUGAAAUUUUUAGUAGAAUUUUUUUAGAAAGAAGUCUAUUGGGCGUCACAAUUGUUAUAAAAUUGUAACCAUCAAUUUACCGAUUCAACUUAUUGACUAAAAAGUUUUCUUCAUUUAAUAAAA
Molecule: messenger RNA, 2160 nt
Organism: Neocloeon triangulifer
Lineage: Eukaryota; Metazoa; Arthropoda; Insecta; Ephemeroptera; Baetidae
Gene: PhKgamma
Product: phosphorylase b kinase gamma catalytic chain, skeletal muscle/heart isoform
Exons: 12
Coding region: 342-1592 (416 amino acids)
Biological process (GO): protein phosphorylation; glycogen biosynthetic process
Cellular component (GO): phosphorylase kinase complex
Molecular function (GO): phosphorylase kinase activity; calmodulin binding; ATP binding
Source: RefSeq, a predicted model, not a curated record